Molecule: messenger RNA, 3009 nt
Organism: Bufo gargarizans (Asiatic toad)
Lineage: Eukaryota; Metazoa; Chordata; Amphibia; Anura; Bufonidae
Product: G-protein-signaling modulator 2-like
Exons: 10
Coding region: 1-1425 (474 amino acids)
Molecular function (GO): GTPase regulator activity; protein binding
Source: RefSeq, a predicted model, not a curated record
AUGGCUGUUGAAGCCGCCGUUCUGAAGACUCAAGGUUUUUCGGGUGCAGUGGUCCAGACUAUGAUUCGUGCAGGAAGCCGUCGUCUUCCAGAAUCUACCACUGGACUUGGAAGUCCUACUGUACGGCUGUUAGUUGCCAGGGAGUUUGGUGACCGAUCUGCAGAAAGAAGAGCUUACAGUAAUCUUGGAAAUGCCUUUAUCUUCCUGGGUGAAUUUGAAAUGGCAGCGGAGUACUACAAAAGAACGCUUCAACUGGCCCGGCAAUUGAAGGACAGGGCGGUAGAAGCGCAGAGCUGUUACAGCUUGGGCAAUACCUACACUCUACUUCAGGACUAUGAAAAGGCCAUUGACUAUCAUCUCAAGCAUCUCGUCAUCGCUAAGGAACUUAAUGACAGGGUAGGAGAAGGUCGGGCAUGUUGGAGUCUGGGGAAUGCAUAUACUGCCUUAGGAAACCAUGACCAAGCUGUGCACUUUGCAGAGAGGCACCUGGAAAUCUCAAGAGAGUUGGGGGACCGUAACGGAGAGCUGACUGCACAACUGAACCUCUCUGACCUGCAGAUGGUGCUUGGACUAAGCUACAGUACCAAUACGUCUGUGCUCUCCGAGGUUCCUGAUUCAGAAAGCAGCUUACUUGGUGCGCGGCCACGUCUGAGCAGACGUCACAGCAUGGAGAACCUUGAGCUCGUGAAGCUAACGCCGGACAGGGUGGAGAACUGGAACAUUGAGAUCCUCACAAAGCAGAAAUCUCUUCUGUCCAAGCCUUCUGCUAAGCUCAUGUUUGUUAAUAAACUUAAGGGCAAGAAGUUUAAGAACAGUGCAUCCAAAGUCCUGCAGGACACCAGUAACUCUUCAGAUGCCAACAGGAAGAUGACAAACUCCCAGCGGAAAUCUGCGGUCCCAGACAGUAUUGGAGAUGAAGGAUUCUUUGAUCUUUUGAGUCGAUUUCAAAGCAACCGAAUGGAUGAUCAGAGGUGCAGUUUGCAGGGCAAAAACCUCUUGACUACAGCGACAUCAACGCCUCCAAAAUCCAUGAGAAAAUCCUUAUCUGCAUCUGUCGUAUCUCCUCAUACUGAGGAGUUUCUGGACCUCAUAGCAAGCUCACAGAGUCGGAGGUUGGAUGAUCAGAGGGCCAGCUUCAGCAAUCUGCCUGGACUGAAAAUCAACCAACAGCGCAGUAACUCUGUCCUGGACCACCUGAUGGCCACCGAGAACCGCGAGCCAGAUGACGAUUUCUUUGACAUGCUGGUGAAAUGUCAGGGAUCACGGUUAGAUGACCAACGCUGCGCUCCUCCACCCCCACCCAAAAAAGGUCCCACAGUCCCAGAUGAAGACUUCUUCAGUCUUAUUCUGCGUGCACAGGCCAAGCGCAUGGAUGAACAGAGGGUGACGCUAUCAUCACACCUAAGGAGACCGAACUCGAGCUAGGGGAAAGGAUAUUGUGCCCUUUCCUGCAAUCUGCUAAUCUUAGAGGUUUAAAAAAAUAAUAAUCAGGGUUUUUUCAUAGUACUGUAAUUUUUAUACUCUUCUGUAAAGUAGAGCUACUUUAACACACUGUGUGUGUGUGCUCUUCCAGUGUUAUACUUCUCUCCAGUCCCCAGAUGAGUCCUCGCUAAUGCACAACCUCAGACACUGCCGUUGUAUGAUUCAUAGGACAAUGGACACAUGGCAUGGAUAGAGGGGCUUCCUGGACAGUGUGACUGUACAGAUCCUGUAGAUGUAUGCAAGUGUCUCCUAUGUCGGCUAAGUAGUGUACAGCCGUUCUGUGUGGAAAGUUCUUUAUAUGUGUAUAUAUGUGUGGGUAUUUUUUGUUUUUAUUUUUUAAACUAUGCCUUUACUAAAAGGGGGUUUGGAUAAGUGAGUCUAAGGACUGGCACAGCAAGAGUUGUGUGAGACCAUUGCACUUAUUGUUAACUCUAGACUGUAAUCUAAAGCACUAAAUGAUUAUAUGUGAAUAUUCUCAUCUGGUAUUAACUGGUAGUUUUAAUCUUUUUAUUUGCUUGCAACCUGCUGUGCUGUGCUCAGUAGGUACCUCUAUUAGCAAAACUAUGGUACUGACUUUGGUAUUAUCAACUCACAGCAGGAAACCUAUGUAUGGCCAGUUUCAGAUGAGUGAGUUACCUGUGAGAGACGUAGCAUAAUUUAUAAUGCUUUGCGCUCCUGCCAGACCUCAGAUCUACUGAAUUGUACUGACGACAUUGUGUCAAUACAGUUAAUUAAAGAUGAGGUCGGGCCGGGACACACCACAUUCUAAAUCAUCAGUUUCACUCUUCUGAAACUGGCCUAUAGGAGUGUAAGGAUCAGAGAUUUACUGAUUUGUUUAUCUGACCCCCAUAAACUUGCUCAUCCAAGUAGUUUGUGUGGAUGUUACUUCACUAAGUGGAGUCAGGUGUAAAAUAAGCAACCAGUAGACACCUCUGAUUCUACUCAUCUCCUGAGGAAACAAGGAUCCACCAUGGAUGAAAUGCAACUGGUUUGGUUGUCCUCAUUACCUUUGUGAUCCUGUUGAAAUGAUCAAGUUUUUUUCUAAAUUGAUCUACGGUGUAUGGCAAUUUAAGGUUACAUGGCAUCUGUUUAAUUGCAGCAAACACUUCUCAUCUCUUCUAUGGGAACAAAAUUAUAACGAAUAGACAUAUGUACAGCAGAAUGCUCUUCAGGUCUGCCUAGCUGUCGCCAUAGAAAAUAAUGUAAGGCUCCUUGCAGUCCUGCCCCAGUACCUGCUGUGUAGCCUAACCUUCUGGUCAAUGCUGUUCAGUAAAAUUUACAUUUUUAGAAUGCCCGUCAUGAAGGGGUUAUUUUUUACUUAGGGAAAUGAUGGUACUGUAAGUGUUCUGUCUGGUCUGGCUUUUAAGUUUUGGUUGUGUAAUAUUGUUUUCAUGAAAUUUUGAAAUGAGACGGGGGGAAAAAAAGAAAAACAUUUAUUUUCUACACCACUAAUUGUUUUUUAUGUACGGUAUUUUAUCCAAACCAUGUAAAGUGGACCAGGAAUAAAAUCCUAGUUUAGAACACUAA